Molecule: messenger RNA, 258 nt
Organism: Micromonas commoda
Lineage: Eukaryota; Viridiplantae; Chlorophyta; Mamiellophyceae; Mamiellales; Mamiellaceae
Exons: 1
Source: RefSeq, a predicted model, not a curated record
CUCGUCAACGUGGACCUCGGCCCCGCCGCGGUGCUCGGCGCGUCAGUCAUGACCUCCGCCAUCGCGCUCUACCAGGUCCGGGCGUCCAGGCCGGAGGUGUCCAGGGACCAGGACGUCUUCUUCUCCUCCGUCGGCCUCCUCUGCGGCGGCAUCCUGGUGUUCCAGGGGUGGAGGCUCGACCCGCUCAUGCUCUUCGGCCAGCUCCUCACCGCGGGCACCGCCGUCGCCUUCGCGUCGGAGGCUAUCGGACUGCGCCAG